Messenger RNA from Rhagoletis pomonella (apple maggot), 3747 nucleotides. RefSeq lists its product as uncharacterized. The coding region runs from base 1 to 3147 and encodes 1048 amino acids. NCBI's taxonomy places the organism in Eukaryota, Metazoa, Arthropoda, Insecta, Diptera, Tephritidae. Gene Ontology annotation, cellular component: extracellular matrix. The record is from RefSeq and is a predicted model, not a curated record. The transcript has 7 exons.
AUGUCACAGAAUUUGGAUAUGGAUAUUGUAAGUUUCGGAGCGGUGCGCGAGUGGCUCGGGCCGGCCCAAGCAAGUGUUUUUGUAAUUAAAUUAAAGUGUAAUUGUGCAAUCUUUAUCUGCGUUGGUGAAAGUUAUAAGCUAACGUCCUGUGUCGCGCAUGAGCUUACAACGCCCGACUUGGAAGCUUUUGCUAACUAUGAGGACAUGCGUCGCUACAUAGCCUCGCGUAGUCAGCGUUCCAUGCGUGUCAUUGAUAACCCCACACAUGACAGCUAUAUUAUGGCUUACAAUGAGCAUCACGAGCUCGCGGGACGUGAGCGUCAAAGACGGGCAGCGACAAAUGCUCAUAAGAUACCUAAAUUGCCGAGUGAGCCGCAGUUGGUUAAAUUUGAAAUUAGCGACGCAAUCGAGCCCAGCGCCGAAGUGAAGGAGCUGAUAAGGCAACAUCGCAGCCGCGAAGAGAAAGAGACGAAUGCAACGAGUACGAAUAUGUCUACUAAAAGCGGCAAAGUUAAAUCCACCACAACAACUGAAGCGACGACAAUCGAGGUGAUUACUGGUAGAACCAAGUCCAAAGCCACCACUGUGGUACCGAAAAGACCCACACGUGGCACUCGCGUAAAAAUUACGCGCAGCAAACGUCUCAAACGCGCUGCCACUACCAAAGCAGUGCCCGAUAAACGGCGAUUUGAUUUUCAAGUAAAGCUAAUACCCUUCGAUAUCUCCGAUGCACGUGAGCCCGACGAACAAACAAAAGCGCUUAUACGACACAUGCGCACGCUGGAGUUACAAAAAGUACUUAAUAGUGUUUCCACUAGCACUGCAGCGCCAGCAGCAAUACGCGUCUACCGCAAUGCCCCCGCGACGAUUGCUACCCAACCGCUACGCGCACCAGUGCCCAUCUUCAAUCCGAGCAAAUACUACCGGCCGAAGACGGGUAAAUUUUUCAUGAAGCGCAAGGGUAAACGCGUGAAGCGCUCGACGCCACAGAUGAUACGCUUCGAGUUGGAGGAUGCACGCGAGCCAGACACCGCUACAUUGGAGCAGCUGCGAUUUGCAAGGCAAAGCCACGCGCAGACAAAAAACAAACCCGCUAAUGACGGGGAAGAUAAUAUUACAGUUAUUAACAAACGUGAGGCGCGCAUGGAUACCAAGUCGGCGCCGCCGGUAGAGUCGCCUGUUAAGGAAGAGGUUGACGAGGGUGAGUCUGACUUGAAUGCUGGCGAAAGCAAGCGGCUGUACGUGUACAAGGAAGUGCCUGUUGUCAAGGCGAAAAAAUCAAUUGGCUCGCUGCCCGUGGAAGUACAGAAGAUCAUAACAAAUCUGAUGAAGGAUCAUGGCGCCAGUGGGGGUGGUCCUGGUGGCGCUAAGGCCUACGUGAAAUACAUACCAUCGCAUAUGGUUGACUAUCGCCAGCUUAAAUCCCUCUACGGCGCGAAACUCGCCUUGCCGCCAACCUACAGCGUCGGUGGUGCGGGUAAACUCUCGCCCGCCUCAUACAUGAAGUACAUGCCGCCGCAUCAGAAGGGCGAACAGCUGCAAGUGCAGAUUCAUCCGGUACCAGUUGUGGAAAAGAUACGAUAUAUAUAUACGCCAGUAGCGAGCGUACCCGCAGGACAUGGUUAUGGAGGUGGUGGAGGCGGGCAUGCAGCUGAAGAACACGCUGCAGCACAGGCAGCCGCUGCACAUGCCGUGCAGGCGGCCUAUGCCGGCCACAAUGUCCACGCAGUCGCUGAGGCGCAGGCUGCACAGGUCGCACAUGCAGUGAAGGUAGCUCAGCACGCCGCUGAAGCUUAUGGGGCAAAGGCGGGUGGUGAAGAUGAGGACGCUGGUCAUGAAGGUGACGCGAUAGAGCACCCAAUAGUGGUGCAUGAGGGUGGUGGUGCAGCUCAACAGCAUGUGGCUCCAGUAGAGGUACACCACACCUACGCCGCCGAAGAAGAGGAGCCUGUGGCAGUAGCUAUAAAAGCAGUGCACUUCAAACCCUCGAAGCCGGAUCCGUUGCUAAAUGAAAACAAACUCUCAGAGGCGGCCGCAGUCGAAGCAGGUGAACACGGCGGCUAUGGCGGGUAUGGCGGCGGUACAUCUGAGCACGAGAGCGAAGGCCACAUCCAGGCUGGUCAGCAACCCGCUGAACAAUACAAAUACCAAGUGGUAGCCGCGCAGCCGCAAAAGGAAGCUGAACCACCACUUAUUAAAAUCGAGUACCAUGGCCCAGCGGAUGCUAUAAAACAGAACUUCAAAGAGUUACCCGAAUUCAAGCAACUCUCNNNGCUAGUCGGAAAAUCGACUGAGGAUCAAAUACACGGUCUCACCUACUUGUUGGCCAAGGAAAUGCAGAAUAAAUUGAAGAUGCAGCGCAAGAAGUUGCAGCUCGGGGAAGGCCAUGGCGCACACGGCAAUACAGCACCCAUAGUUUUCCCCCACGAAUAUCCACCGCUUGCCAAGGUGAAACAGCAGCAGUUGCAAGCGCAUGGCGGCGGUGGCAUACAUGGACGUCUAAUCGGCAUGGCCAAGUCAAAAGAGUACAUACCAAUCGUGGAGCAAGCACCUGCAGGUGAACAAAAGGCGGCUGCUGAUAGCACCGGCAGCGGCGAGUCAGAAGGCCAUAGCUCGGUACAUCGCAUUGCUAUACCUGCUGCCAAGCAAUAUGUCGCCAUUAAGGUUGAGCCAAAAGCGCCGUUGCCACACUCGUUUGUCGAAUACGGGCUCUCACCCAACUACCACGGCUUAAAAGGCGCUGGUAAAGGUGCUGAAAGUGGAGAAGGUAGCUAUGGUGGUCAGAAAACGAAAUUAUUAGUUGAACAAGUCAUACAUCAUCCGAAAAUGAAAUAUCAUGGAGGCGGCAGAGCUGUGCAAGCGAAAGCAAUUGCUGCCGAGGCUGAACUGCAUGGCGGCGAGGAAUCUAGUGAGCAGAGUUUGAGCUACGGUGAUGGGCUGCAAUACGCCUCAAACUAUGCAUUCGGCUAUCGCAUACGUGAUUUUAUUACCGGCAAUGAUUUUGGCCACAAACAGAAUCGUGAUUUGGAUGGUGUGACGCGCGGUCAAUAUCAUAUUUUAUUGCCGGACGGACGUAUACAGAAUGUGAUUUAUCAUGCAGACGAUACGGGAUUUCAUGCGGAUGUCAGCUUCGAGACAGGACAUUGAUGAGAGCGUGUGGGGUAGCGUACAUACAUACAAGCAACCAAGCAACCAAGCAGCCAAGCCAAUUUAAACCAAUUCCAACAAAAUUCAAGCCAAACAAAGUCACCGAGUGUGGGAAAUCGCGUGGAGUGCAUGUCAACUAAAAUGCAAAAAUAUCAACAACAACAAAAAAAUAAAAUCAGCAGCAACAUUUGGUUGCAGUGACAACAACGCCCAAAAAAAAGAAAAACACACUAACAACAAAACUCAGCAGCCACAAAAUCGGCACCACAACAUCCAUGGAUUGGCAUCGCGGUUUUCACGGCUCAAUUCGAUUGCAAUUGUUGGCCGGCCUUACGGCGCAGUGGCAACACUGUUCAUUUGCACUUGCACGUGUGCUAGUGCGGGUGUAUUUGGGGUGUGCGUAUGCAUUUUAUUUAUUAUUUUCUUGCAUGAAAUAACGCUAUUGCAAUCAGUUGGCUAAGAACAAUAAAAACAAUUGGCAUAAAUAGGAAAUAUUAGCAUUGCGUUUUGUGGCUACCAAUUGCAGAUUGUCACAUAAUUUGGAUCGAAAUUGUUUUUAUUUAUUGAAAUUGUUGCUCUAUUCAACUUGAAGUAAAUUUU